This is a messenger RNA of Rhodamnia argentea, 1067 nucleotides long. RefSeq names its product (+)-neomenthol dehydrogenase-like. NCBI's taxonomy places the organism in Eukaryota, Viridiplantae, Streptophyta, Magnoliopsida, Myrtales, Myrtaceae. Gene Ontology annotation, cellular component: membrane. The record is from RefSeq and is a predicted model, not a curated record. The coding region runs from base 76 to 1029 and encodes 317 amino acids. The transcript is spliced from 5 exons.
ACAAUCACUUCCUGUUCCCCUAUUAAUUCCCAUCUUGUUCAACCCAUUUCCAUAUCCAUUUCAAGUUGAUCAAACAUGGCCGACUCCAAAUCGCAGAGGUGUGCAGUUGUUACAGGAUCAAACAAAGGCAUUGGAUUUGCCAUAUGCAAGCUUUUGGCUUCCAAGGGGAUUGUGGUGGUAUUGACCGCAAGAGAUGAGAAGAAAGGACUUGAAGCUGUGGACAAGCUUAAACUAGAGUCUGGCCUCUCUAAACAUGUCUUCUUCCACCAACUCGAUGUCUCCAAUCCUGCCAGCGUUUCGUCUCUUGCAGACUUUGUUAAGCACCAAUUUGGAAAGCUCGAUAUUCUGGUGAACAAUGCUGCUGUCUUGGGAUGCCUUGUGGAUGCUGAUGGUUUAAGAGCAGGCGGCAUGGGAAAUAAGCAACUUAAGUGGAGUGAAAUCUCGACGGGGACAUACGAGUUAACUGAAGAGUGCAUUAACAUCAACUAUUACGGUGCCAAAAGGAUGGUUGAUGCACUCAUUGGCCUCCUCCAACUAUCUGACUCGCCGAGGAUUGUUAAUGUUUCCUCCGGCGCCGGGAAGCUUGUGUUUUUCCCGGAUGGCUGGGCUAAGAACGUCUUUAGCAAUGCCGAAUGCCUCACGGAAGAAAAGGUGGACGAGGUAUUGAAGGAGUUUCUAAAAGAUUCUAGGCAAGGUUCUCUCGCGACCAAAGGCUGGCCAGCUUCUCAUUCUGCUUAUAUAGUUUCUAAAGCGGCGUUAAACGCUUACACGAGGAUUUUAGCAGCCAAGUACCCCAAGUUUCGUGCAAAUUGCGUCUGCCCUGGAUUUGUCAAGACGGAUAUAUUGCACCAGACUGGUUUCUGGACACCGGAAGAAGGUGCGGAGGGUCCCGUGAGUCUGUCCUUGCUGCCCGAUGAUGGCCCAUCUGGCCGAUUCUUUCAAGGGACGAAAGAAUCGUCCUUCGUCUCGUAUGAGGAUGAUUAUUAUCUUCCAAAUGGCGAAAAGUUUGUCCUUCCUGAUUUUAAUUGAAGAUGUUUCGUCUUCAAAUGAGGGAAUGUAGGCAUUUG